AUGGAUAAUUCAACCUAUUUUGCAACAUAUACUCUGAUGCAACCUGAAGGAUCUAAAUUUCACAGACAUGUAUAUUUCUCAUGCUUUUUGUUGUUUUAUAGUCUGAUAUUGUUGCUGAACAUUUGGCUCUGUGUUGUUAUUGUUUUGGAGAGACCUCUUCAUGAACCAAUGUACAUUUUUCUGUGCAAUCUGUGUAUAAACGGGAUAUUUGGAGCCACAGGAUUCUACCCUAAAUUUCUACAUGAUUUAAUACUGGACUCUUAUGUGAUCCCUUCUUACAUGUGUGCCUUACAGUCUUUUGUGAUCUACAGUGCAGUGAAAUGUGAAUAUUGUACAUUGGCAGUGAUGGCUUACGACAGAAAUGUGGCAAUAUGCAAACCUUUAAACUAUCACUCGAAGAUGAACAGAUUUAAAUGUGUCAUGUUACUUGUCUUCUGCUGGACUGUACCAUUUGUUACUACGCUUAUUGCUCUGUUGUUAUCGAAUAGGUUGGCUUUGUGUAGAUAUCACAUUGAUAAACUGUAUUGUGACAACUGGUCAAUGGUAAAGCUCUCGUGUGAAUCAACUGUCGUCAAUAACAUUUAUGGACUUUUAGGCAUUUCAUUUUACUUUUGCAUAUUUGCUAUAGUUAUGGUUUCAUAUAUAAAACUUGCAAUUGCAUGUAAAGCUUCAUUGGAGUGCAGAAAGAAGUUUUGGCAGACGUGUGUGCCUCAUAUGUUGUCUUUGUUAAAUUUUAGUGUUGCAAUGCUUUUUGACACCUUGUUUAACAGAUACGGCUCAAGCAACAUCCCAGAGAGUCUGCGUCAUUUUUUGGCUUUGGAAAUAAUUAUAGUGCCACCUAUUUUCAAUCCUUUAAUUUAUGGCUUAAAACUAACAGAGGUUCGCAAAAGAGUCUUUAAAUCAUGCUUUAAAAGUUGA
Messenger RNA from Triplophysa dalaica, 918 nucleotides. Its product is annotated as olfactory receptor 2A12-like. Gene Ontology annotation, molecular function: olfactory receptor activity. The coding region runs from base 1 to 918 and encodes 305 amino acids. The record is from RefSeq and is a predicted model, not a curated record. Lineage: Eukaryota; Metazoa; Chordata; Actinopteri; Cypriniformes; Nemacheilidae. Gene Ontology annotation, biological process: G protein-coupled receptor signaling pathway. Gene Ontology annotation, cellular component: membrane. The transcript has a single exon.